This is a messenger RNA of Cladocopium goreaui, 1755 nucleotides long. The record is from the annotation of a GenBank genome assembly. Lineage: Eukaryota; Dinophyceae; Suessiales; Symbiodiniaceae.
AUGGGUGGCCAUGGCGACGACUCACAAGAUGCCAUUGCAGCUUUGCAAGCUGCUGUGGAGCGCUUGGGAAAGGCUCACGACUUCCGAGAACUCACGGCAGGGCGGCAGGAGUGUCUGAGGCUAGCAGCACAACUCAGAGAUUCGCAUGCGGAAGGCAAGAGCAACGUAGAGAAACUGCUCUCUAUCAACAAGGUACUGCAUCAGGAGCUACGAAGAGAACGACUAAGAGCUGAUUCCUCUGACAAGUCACGGUAUCGAAUGUGCUUCAGUCGUGAGAAGGAGACAGGGGAAGUGGAUUUCACCAUCCAGCCUGAUGCGAAAGGAUCUUCACAUGCUGCAAUUGAAGAACUGCGCAGUCAGCUGGCUGAUGAUUCAUCAGCACUGUGGAAUGGUACCCUCUCCAAAUUUGCAAGUCACAUCGAUCGUUUCAGUGCGAUUUUACCAUCGCCGCACUGCUUGUGGACACCAGAGCAGAAGGUUCUCCAGGAGCCUUCCAUCAGCCAGAAGGUCUUCGAAGACCUGCACGACUUGGAGGGAAACCCUGAGCACCGGGAAAGUUCUGAUGAUGAAGUUGAUGUUCGAAAACGGCCAGAGUAUUGGGGUGUUCGGGUGCGUGAGUUGGCACAAUUUCACCAGACCAUUCGUGAAGAACUGGUGGCCUAUUGCGCUGAUCAUAUGAUGCGCUUUGGUGCCAACGGUUGCGUUCACUUAUGCAAAAAAGGCUCUUGCAAGUGGGGAGACCACUCUGGCAUUCAACAUCAGAAGCUGGAAGACAAGUCCGGCGCGAGCGAACUCCUUCCCAACAUGCAUGCUGUGGUGGCUCGAUAUGUCAAGCCUCAAACGAGGGAUGUGGGGAAAUCAUGGGCUCUGAAGCUGCAUCCAGAAGGGCUUCGGAUCACACAUUUCAUCACUCACACUUGGGAGGAGCUUUUUGCAGAUUUUGUCGGCAGUUUGGAGCAUGCUCUUGAUGCUGAAGAUGUAGUUUGGGUGUGCAGCCUGGCUCUGGAUCAGAACGCAGACAUCGGGAAACUUCUAAAUGUGGAGCUCUCCAAGUCUCCGUUUGCCUUGGCACUGCAGCGUGCAUCAAAACAGCUGGUGGUCUUGGAUAGGGAUUUGAAAGUUCCACGGCGGUCUUGGUGUGCUUACGAGCUGGCCCUUGCUACCCGGUUCUCGAUGCCGGCGUUUCUAUGGCCGCAUCCGAAGUCGAACAUCGAGAAGCUCAAAGCAGAAAUAAAAUCACUGGAUUUGCGAAGUGCCUCCGCUAGCAGCCUGGAUGAUCAGGAGAAGAUAUUGAAGGAUAUUCAAGAGAAUGAGGGCUACGAGAAGCUGAACGCUAGAUAUCGGUCGUUGCUGCAGCUCACUCUCAAUUUCUACUCCUCUGCUAUGAGCCAGGUGGCCGCUUUGUCGGCACAGAUCCAAGAAGCUGUCAAAGGGAAGGAUUCGGAAAGAGAGGCCCAGCUGCUCCAGCUGCGUCGCUUCGAGCUGCGGCGCUUGGAGGAGACGCACGGCGCGGAGCAACGCUGUGCCAUGCUGCAGGCACGCUGCCGAAGCCUGGAGCAGGAGCUGGAACAAAUGCGGGGCUUUGUGCGUUCUGUUGCGAAAGCUGGGGUCCACAAGCAUCACAAGCACGACGAUAAGCAUGCGGAGGACUGGAUGCUUGCUGAAACGGGCAGGGAACAAGACCAGCUCCAAGAACCACCUGUCGUGAAGUCAUCGAGCUGUUGCAGUUCUGUACCCCUCUUCAAUCGUAUGUGA